GAACUCUCACCGAGGGGUUCAGUAUCGUCUUCACCAUCCUUCAACUUCCUGACUCGGCUUCCAUGUUCGAAGUUACCGUCUAUUAAUGCAAUAAUUGAGUCAAGUCCGCGUGAAAUUGCCGUUAAUCAACGCAAUAUUUUUCCAUUAUUUUUAGCGAACAGUUUUGUGUCUUGUGCUGAUACUCGUGCAAAUUUCCAAAAAUGAAAUGAACCAGUGAGUGAUUGUUUAGGAGUUCUAUGCCGCUCCCUUCUAUUGAAAGCCGGAUGAAUAGGAGGAAUGUUUCGAAACACGUCGAUAUAGGAGAUCAACAGACCUGUUCUUAUAAUGAAGAAAAUUGAAAACAGAUGCUGGUCUUGUUUGGCAUUGAUUGCAAUAUCGCUGACAGCAUGCGUCAAUGCAGAAAAGCAAAAACGUCAAAUAUUCAGGGAACAAGUUUUGCCAGCAUUGGGAGGCAAAAUUCCAGAAGAAGCAUUUAGAACCGAUCGGUUGGCGUUAAAUCGGUUAAACAAAGAAGGUAUCACCGUACCUGAUGGCGUAUUAUUAGACCAUCGACAUGUCCACAAACACAUGCAACACGUUCAAACUGUGCCUGAAUCGAUAAAGGUAUAUUUGAGACCGGACGGUCGAUACGUGCCACCAGAAGGACGAUUUCAGUACAAUCAUGCGAAGACGAUCGACACGACAUACGUUAUUCGUACGCCUCAUACGCAAUCUGAUGGCCGCGGCUACAGUCAUAAGCGUCCUAACAACAUUAACGGCAAUAAACAUCGGGACUACCCGAAAUUACAGGGUUAUACGAGUUUCAGACAAUUAGCCCCUAUAAUGGUACCCACAUCGCCUGGAAUCUACACACCGAUUGUGACGCCUUUAGUGUUACCUGGCAACACCGACUUAUUAGACGACGCUUACAUACCUAGUUGGGACAUUCAUUAUGAUUGGGAUACCGUUUACCAGCCUCUGGAUGAUUAUUUCGUCGACAAUAUUGCACUUUUUAAUUCGCAUCAGAUUAUCACCGACUAUCAAGGAUUUCUGAACAAGUUUCACGAGCGAUCCUCGAGGCACGUUCCAGCUCGUUCGACGAAGUCAAAUCAAAACACUUACCCGAGAAAUAGGAAACAUGAAUCGAGAAAUAUUGGCACUAACUCGCAAGCAACAGCCUAUCAGAAUGUUCGAUUCAAUGUUGACAGUACGGUUUCUCGGUAUACGAACCUUACUGCCAUUCCGGAAACUAGUUUCACUUGUAAUGGUAGAAGGGGUCUGAUCGCCGACGUUGAAACUUAUUGCCAAGUUUUCUACAACUGUUCCGGUUGGUCGAAAAUUGCUACCCUGUGCCCUGCAGGUACUGCGUUCAGUGAUGUGAAAAAACGUUGUGAAUGGUGGAGUACGGUACAAUGUAAACGACAAGGUCAAUAAACUAUAAUGAUCGAAUGUACGAAGAAGCUGUAAA
Molecule: messenger RNA, 1447 nt
Organism: Megalopta genalis
Lineage: Eukaryota; Metazoa; Arthropoda; Insecta; Hymenoptera; Halictidae
Cellular component (GO): extracellular region
Molecular function (GO): chitin binding
Source: RefSeq, a predicted model, not a curated record